This is a messenger RNA of Acromyrmex echinatior (Panamanian leafcutter ant), 6507 nucleotides long. It is a transcript of the gene Spn, whose product is annotated as protein phosphatase 1 regulatory subunit spinophilin. Gene Ontology annotation, cellular component: cytoplasm; actin cytoskeleton; postsynaptic density. Lineage: Eukaryota; Metazoa; Arthropoda; Insecta; Hymenoptera; Formicidae. Gene Ontology annotation, biological process: actin filament organization; neuron projection development; calcium-mediated signaling. Gene Ontology annotation, molecular function: actin filament binding. The record is from RefSeq and is a predicted model, not a curated record.
UGGUGACAUCGUCUUCCGGGUCAGUUCGAAAGUUAAUUUCGCGGCGGAGGUUAUUGCAAUGAAUGAUUAAAUGCAUGAAUGACAAUGGGCUGAAAUACUUAAAAUGAUUAGCAUUUAUAUAUAAAUAUUACUACUUACUGUCAGCCAUAGCUUGUGCCAGACAUGGCGGCGAUUGAAGAGAAAAAGCGAAUGGGUGGCUCCAAGGUAUCAGCCAUCGCGAAUAUCUUCCAAUCCAAACCACAAUUGGACAAUCUAAGAACGAACAAUAUUCUCUCGGAUGGAUUUAAGGAGCCAGCUGUUCCACUGAAAGAAUCUCCGACACAAGUAACAGUGGUCAGAACUGAGAGCCAUGUGGCACGUUUCAACAAUGCGCGAGCCCUCUUUGAGAAACUUGGCGAGGAAAACAAAUCAAACAGACCGGUAGAACGGGUUACAAAACCGAACAAUUUGCAUGGUCUUCGGUCUCGCUCCAGUUCUGCGAAUUCAGGUUCCGGGUGCACGUCACCCGCGAGAUCACCUCGUCCUCACUCACCCUCUCCUCCAGGCAGUCGCGAACAUCUCAGCACGUGGAGCGCUAGUGUACCGACUUUGAACGCGGAGCGACACUUUGAGAAUGGUCACUGUGCGCCGGAGCGACGUCCUGGCGCGGGGGUGAGUAAGGUCGAGCGCACAGGCAAGGAGAACGAUCGUCCAGAGCGACCAGAAAAACCGGAACGCCGACCGAAUUCAAAGGAGCUCAUCGAGAAGCAACGGAAUUGGACUAGUCACUUCUCCAAGACUAGACCGAAUCGAUACAAUUCCGAUCCGAAUCGCUCGCUAGUCCAAACUUCUCUGAACUCCCAAAAUGCUCAGAAUCAAGCACAGCAGUCGUCAUCGUUUGUUGAUACGUGCCAGAAUUCGGCGAGUGCGGCAGCCAGCGACUCUGCCAGCCCAGCUACCAGAUCAGCGAGCUUUUGCUCAGCACGCUCACCCCCACCACCGCCUCCGCCUGUCAGGAACUCGUCUGCAGCCAAUAGAAGAGAACGACCGGCGAGUAUUGCCUCCGGCAGCUCGUCUGAACUAUUAGAAAGCCCAGAGUAUGCAACGGUAGAGAGAUUCGACGACAUUUCGCCAACGAUUCCGGAGUAUGCUGUUGUACAGAAGAAGAAACCUCAGAAUAGUCCGAAAGAGAGUAAGACUGCCGGCGCCGACAAGAUUCCAGACGCACCAUUGCCGGAAUACGCCGUUGUGCAGAAGAAUAGUUCGAAAGCAGCUUUGAAAUCAGCGGAGAAUUCCAAGGAGGCCUCCAAGACACAGAAUUUGAAGUGCGCAGCAAUUACAGAAGCAGUUACGGGAAACAAAAUUGUGACUUCGAGGCCGACAGAGGCUGCCAAGGAUGUUCCUAAAUCCACUGUACAGAUCUUGACAAGCUCCGCGAUUGCAGAACCAAUUCCAGGAAACAAAGCUGUAGUUUCAAAAUCAAUAGAGGAUACUAAGGAGACUUCUAAGGUCACCACGCAGACUGUAAAAGGUCCACCAGUUGUAGAAGUAGUUCCAGUCAGCAAAGAUGCAGUUUUGAAGCCAACAGAAAAUUCGAAAGAGCCCUUGAAAAAUUUUUCGUCUACAGAAGAAGCGCCAGCAUUCAAAGCUGUAGUGUCUAAACCAACAGAGUCUUCAAAAGAGGAGGUCGUGGAGGCUAUGGAGGAAUCGAAAGAAGUCACAAAAGACUCAGCAAUUCCAGAAUCCAAAACUGCCAUCAUAAAUGAUAAUAGCGACUUUCCCGAGCAGACAAAAACAUCGCCUGUAUUAAAUUAUGAGGUUUCUAGUUCAACUCGAAGUGCCUCGAUGGACAAUAUCCUCACGAGGAGGGAGAGCGAUCUGCUAGAGGCGCCGGAAUACUUUAAUUGUCCCCCGAGCCCCAUUCACUCGCCAGCGAAAACUUCUGAGUGGAGGAACGAAUGGCUAGCGAAAAAUGACGAGAUUCUGAAGAGGACUGUCGAUUUGAGAGAUCUGAAAGCCUCGUCGAAGGAGGCUCUGGAAACUGAGCUGCGUAACGAAGUGACCAGACCGGAUUCAAGACCCGAUUGGGCCAGACCGAAUGCGAAAAGAAAAGAAACUGUAGUAGACGAUAAGAGGACCGAGCUGAUGCGAUCACCGGAAUCGGAGCUAGGUCUGCCUUCCGUAGGCACCGACAGUGCCUCGUCCAGCAUGAGUUCACCUAGUUCACCCUCCAAAGACAGCAAGGAGGAAAAAGCAGAGAAGGAAAUGUCGGAGAAACAUCAGACAGGUCGCAACAGCUAUGACUUGGAAGCGGAGGAUCAGGAGAAGCCGGCUACGUAUCAGAGCUGUGUCUCAGGCACGGAGAGCCUCUCCGAGAAGGAUCAGUUCAAAUUUAACGAUACGGACACGACCACGGUCAUUCGACGUUCCCAUGUGCGACUUGAUCUUCAGGCUGCAGGUCUGGGUCCACGUCCACCCUCUGUCAUCAGUUCUGAUCAGGAGUAUCCGCCGCUAGAACAUAAGGAGAUUCCUGUGCCUUCUCCGUAUGCCAAGAAGUUACAGCAGAAUGAAGAAAUUGUUUCACAGAGUAAUACCGAAUGCAAAACUCAAUCGAAACCAAACACGGAGACCAAGAACAGCGAUAGUACAGAAGCAAUGAAAAUCAAUACUACAUCUACGGAAGAUAUGUUGGAGGCAAAAAUGAAAACGGGUAGCGAUGGAAUAUGUCAGAAGACUGUCUCAAAUGCGAAAAAUGAUCAAAUUAAAAUCAGCGUAAGAGAGAAGAUUGCGAAGAACAGAGAAGAAGUCUCUGGCAAGCGUUCCAGCUUUGUCGAGUCCGAAAGCAAAGAUAGUGUCGACAAGGCAACGAUUCGUAGUCAGGAAAUGAAUAGUUUUGGGCUCAUCACGAAAGAAAGUAAAGACGAGGAAAAGUAUGUGACAGAGGUGGCCAAGUCCGAGAUCAGCAGCAGAAAAGAGUGUAUAGCAGCGGUGAACAGUGUCUUGAGUAGAAGGCUGGAGAAGGAAAUGGAUCAGCCUCAGACGACGUGGGAGCAAGAGAAACAGAAGGCUGAACUAGCGAAACUUCGGUUAUCAGAGAGCAACAAUCAGAGCUCUCAGGUGUCACUUAAUACACUUUCGCAAAGACAUUCCAGCAAAAAAUCCAACGAACAAUUGUCGGAAAGCAGCCAGUUCGAAGAUAGUGACUCCAGUGAUACGAAGACUGUUACAAAUGUCGAAUGUGUGGUAAAGGAAGUACAGGACAAUUCUGUCGGAAUUGCAGAGACAGCUUCGAAGAACAAUGUUAAUCAUAUCACUCCUGUGACGCCAGAUACUAUGACUCCAGACGAGGCGGAAAAUCUUCUGAGCUCUCGCAUCUUAGAAAAAAAGAUUAGACAAGGUUCGGCGUUGCUAUCGGACGAAGAAGCGCAGGAGAUAGCGAGGCUGCUGUCUCCCACUGGUGCCAAUGACGCAAUAAUAGGUGAUGGGAUUUCUAAUGACAAGGAUAAGGAAGGACAGGACAAAGAUAGGGACGACCAGGACAACACGCCCGAUUGGCUGUCCGAUGUCCUGUCUGCUCCUGAUUCCAGUCUUAUCAAUAGUGCUACUCAUGAUUAUAGUUUGUCUCAUAGAUCUCGCAGUGACUUGACGAUAGAUUCGUUGACGGAAAGCCAGAUAGGAUCGGUCACUGGAAGUGAGAGCGGACUGCUCGGCUCCGUCAGCAGCUUAAACGACACUCAUGAAACUAACGAUGACACCGAAACCGAGCAACAGGAUGACUAUAUUCCAACUCCAGGAAAAAUUGUACUCGUGGAGAAUGGCGUGCAUUAUUUCGAGGACGGCCACUUUUGGAUGGAAGUGGCGGGAAUCCCAGAGUCUGACGAAGACGAUGAAGACUAUCCGUCCACCGUGCCCAUCAAGAAAACCUCUAAAGUGUCCUUCGACACCGGUCCCAUGCGUGUUUAUUCCACGCAUUCUGUCAAUGAAUACGAUCGCCGCAACGAGGAUGUCGACCCUGUGGCGGCCAGUGCAGAAUACGAGCUGGAAAAACGCGUCGAAAAAAUGGAGGUAUUUCCUGUCGAGUUGAUGAAGGGUCCGGAAGGCCUGGGCCUCAGCAUAAUUGGAAUGGGUGUGGGUGCGGACGCUGGUCUCGAGAAAUUGGGCAUUUUUGUGAAAACCAUCACGGAGAAAGGUGCGGCCGCGCGCGAGGGUCGAAUCCAGGUGAAUGAUCAGAUCGUCGAGGUUGACGGCAAGAGUUUGGUCGGCGUUACGCAGGCUUACGCCGCUAGCGUACUGAGAAACACUUCCGGUCUUGUACGAUUUGUCAUUGGCAGGGGAACGAUGCUAAUUAGACAGAGUCUUCAGGCAGACAAAGAAAGGGAACUAGCGAACGCUGCCAAUAGGAAACUUAACUUCUCCGACGCGUCUCCCGAUGGCCAACGAGGAAGCGAGGAUAUCUCCGUCGGCAGCGGGAUGAGCGGGAUCCCUGGUUCGCCGGCAAUGUCCUCCUGUUCAGAGGGAGAACCAGCACAUAGCCCUAUUGAGAAUUAUCUAUCGCCUUCUAGUCGCAGCCGAUCUCCUAUACUUGGCUCGUCGCACAACACUACGCAGAGCGAUGUAGACAGUUUGAGAUUGCUCUUGCAAGAGAGUCAGUAUAAACUCUCAUUAGCGGACGAGGAAGUGGAAAAACUCAAGGCAAAGUUAGUAGAAUUGGAAAACAGCGGAGCGGGUAGCGAAGAAUAUGCAGCCAAAUUACGGGAAUCGGGAUUACGUCUUCACGAAUCGGAAAGAGCAUUGGGCACCGCCCGCCAGGAUCUAUUGACGGCUAGAGAGAUGUUGUCGCAGGCGACGGCGCAGAACGCAGCUCUGCAACAGAAGUACGCUAGGGCCAGGAGAGCCGCCAGAGUUCUGCGUGCGGACGUUACAGUCAGGGACGAGUACUAUGAGCAAUUGUUGCGGGAAAAGGAUACGGAAUACAACGCAUUGGUGAAAAGUCUCAAAGAUAGAGUGAUCACGUUAGAGGUGGAGCUGACGGAAACUCAGAGGCGAUUUGGUCUACCGGUACGAUUACCAUAUGACAAUGCCACUACUAGGAUAGUAACACCACAGUUUUCUCGCAAACAACUGCCACCACCACCUUCAUCGACCAGCUGCCAGCUUUCUGAUACAGAGACUUCUGACCUUAGUAGCCCGGAUGACGGUGAUAAGACUGCUACUGUGGAGAGGAAACUGCCUCUACCACUACCGGUAAAAGAAGAAUUAGAUCGUGCUGUUCCAGCCCAUCGUCUGCUAGAUAAUUCUGCUGGCAAGAGCAAGGCGGAAUUGGCCAGCAGAGGCGGCUUGGCAAAUCGUCAGCUACCCAGGCGAUCCGGAGGUCUUAGCAACAGUAGUUCUGAUUACGGAUUGGACGAGUCGGGUGACAAUACAGACGAUGAUUCCUCUUCAAAAUUGACUUCGCAAGACAGCAGCAGGUCACCCAAUGACUUAACAGCGAAGCAGUCCAACUUGAGUUCCUAUUCCAGCACUUCAUCCAUCAGUUCACUUAAGGGAAAAUCGCACAUGGAUCCUAUACAUCCUACCGCGAUUCGACAGCACAGCACCAUUAGUUCACAAGUCAGGGCGAUGACUGAACAAAGUUGGCCCCAAUCGCAGAAAACUUUGACUGGACCUCCUGCAUCAUUGGCAGAACAGUUGAAGCAGGUUUUGGCUGAACGGGAAAAGCGGCUUGGCGGAAACGACUCCUCAAGGGAGAGCUCUGGAGAUUUCAGUGAUCUCAAUAGUCCUCAUAAUAAUGAUCCAACUAUGGUUACACAUCAUCUCGUGGAAGAGAUACGGCAAGCUGUCAACGAGGCUAAUCAAAGAGUAAAAAAGGUAUCGAUUCCUCCGUCGAAUUUGAUCGGUAGUGCAAGUGCACCCUGGCAUCAUCCAGGAAGUUCUCCAUCAAGUUUGUCCUCCGGCGGUUCCGUGAGUCCUCCCGGCGUUGAUCCUAGUUCUUUAAAAGGUAACAUUACAGAUUCGAGCACAGUUUGGUUGCCCGCUCACCUAAGCGACUUUGGUUUAGGUGACAAGAAGUCCCACUUCUGGCAGAAUGCGCCAGUUGCAGAUUGGUCCAAGGAGCAAGUGUGCCAAUGGCUGACUGGAAUCGGUUUAGAGCAUUAUUCGCCCCAAUUUUUGGAUAAUGGUAUCAACGGAAGUAAUUUGCUACGCUUGGAAUCGAGGGAGCUGAAGGCCUUAGGGGUUUAUGGCGAAGCUAAGGCCCAUUUGAAGCGCAAACUGAAAGAGUUAAGGGCGCAGGCCGAUCGUGAACGCAAAGAGCGUAAGGAAAUCGAGCGAAUGCGACGAAAAGCGGAAAAAGCUGCGCGGAAAAAGUAGUUCGCGAAUAAAUUAGACGCGUUCGGUAUCAGUUAGACAUCCGGUAGGUUAAAUACGGAUUUUUUUGAGCGUGAAGUGUACAGGGUAUCUCGAAAGAGGUAGGGAGGAAUUAAUACAUUGGACUUUAUCGGGAGAUCGAGAAUAUUUAUCGAAAAGAAA